Closterium sp. NIES-67 is the source of this 3857-nucleotide messenger RNA. Lineage: Eukaryota; Viridiplantae; Streptophyta; Zygnematophyceae; Desmidiales; Closteriaceae. The record is from the annotation of a GenBank genome assembly.
GGGAAUGUUAGAUGAGUUGAUCAUUCUGUGCACCAGCAGGUCUGUUAGCUUCAGUCCCAUAUAAUCCGAAGUUCUGGCCGACUCGACGCCAUGGCGACCUCUAGUAUGCGCGGCUUGUCAGUGUUCAUAUCGGACAUUCGCAACUGCCAGAACAAGGAGCAGGAGCGACUGCGAGUCGACAAGGAGCUCGCGAACAUUCGCACGCAUUUCAAGGCCGAGCGGAAGCUGACGCCGUACGAGAAGAAGAAGUACGUGUGGAAGCUGCUCUACAUCUUCAUGCUCGGCUACGACGUGGACUUCGGCCACAUGGAGGCCGUCUCCCUCAUCUCCGCGCCCAAGUACGCCGAGAAGCAGGUGGGGUACAUGGUGACGUCAUGCCUGCUGAACGAGAGCAACGACUUCCUGCGGCUCGUCAUCAACUCCGUCCGAAAUGACAUCAUCGGCCGCAACGAGACCUUCCAGUGCCUCGCCCUCACCAUGGUGGGCAACAUCGGAGGCAAGGAGUUCUCAGAGUCCGUUGCGCCUGAUGUGCAGAAGCUGCUGCUGUCGAGCUCAGCGCGACCGCUGGUGAAGAAGAAGGCGGCGCUGUGCCUGCUGCGGCUGUUCCGGAAGAACCCCGAUAUCAUCAGCACGGAGACGUGGCCUCAGCGCAUGGCGAGCUUACUAGAGGAGCGCAACAUUGGGAUUCUGCUGGCCGCCAUGUCGCUGCUGGUGGCGCUGGUGGCGGCCAACCCGGAGGCGUACCUGUGCUGCGUGCCCAAGUGCGUCAAGGUGCUGGAGCGCCUCUCCAAGUGCGUCGACAUCCCGCAGGACUACACCUACUACGCCAUCCCCUCGCCCUGGCUGCAGGUGAAGACGAUGCGCGUGCUGCAGUACUUCCCCUCCAUUGAAGACCCCUCCAUCCGCAAGUCGCUGCUUGAGGUGCUGGCGCGCAUACUGCAGGGCACGGAGGUGGUAAAGAACGUCAACAAGAACAACGCCGCGCACGCCAUUCUCUUCGAAGCCCUCGCCCUGGCCAUGCACAUGGACGCGGAGCGCGAGGUGAUGCAGCACUGCGUGGCGCUGCUGGGGAAGUUCCUGGGCGUUCGCGAGCCCAACAUCCGCUACCUCGCGCUUGAGAACAUGGCGCGCAUGUUGAUGGUGGCAGAUGUGCAGGACGACAUCAGAAGCUUCCAGAGCCAGAUCGUGCACUCGCUGAAGGACCCUGACAUCAGCAUUCGGCGCCGCGCCCUCGACCUGUUGUACGGGCUGUGCGACAUCGACAAUGCCAAGUUCAUCGUGGAGCAGCUGCUCGAGUACCUGACGAUAGCUGACUUUGUGAUUCGCGAGGAGCUCACCCUCAAGACCGCCAUUCUUGCAGAGAAGUUCGCCGUGGAGCUGCCAUGGUACGUGGAUGUGAUUCUGUGCCUCAUUGAGCGCGCGGGCGACUUUGUGAGUGAGGACGUGUGGUACAGAGUGGUGCAGAUCGUCACCAACAACGACGACUUGCAGCCCUACGCCGCCUCGAGUGUGCUCAAGCUGAUUAGGAAGCCGGCCGUGCACGAGACCAUGGUCAAGGUGGGCAGCUACAUCUUGGGCGAAUUCAGCCAUCUUCUGCCAGCGCAGCCGGGCUCCACACCAGCCGACGUCUUCGCUGUGCUGCACGACAAGUUCCACACCGUCUCCAUCCCCACGCGCGCGCUCAUGCUGUCGGCGUAUGUGAAGCUGGCCGUGCGCUCACCCCCAGAUGACGCCCUGCACGCCAAGCUCAUGGCCGUCUUCACACGCUAUGAGAGCAGUGUGGACGCUGAGGUGCAGCAGCGCGCAGUGGAGUACGCCUCGCUGUGCCGCAGGGGCGGGGCCGCCAUGGCUGACAUCGUGGCGGACAUGCCCAAGUUUCCGGAGAGAGAGUCCUCGCUGCUGCGCAAGGCGCCCGACAACGAGGGUGACAGUGCGGAGGUCAGUGCGGUGAAGCUGCGGGCGCAGCAGGGCAACGCCCUCGCCCUCGUGCCCGUCACCGCCGCCAAGCACCCCUCCGCACCCCUUGCUCCUGCUGCCGCUGACUCUGCUGGAGGGGUGGGGCCCGUGCGGCGACCUCAGCCUGCGGCUUCUGCUGAUGUGACCCCCUCAUCCCCACCCUCCACCGCCCAGCCCCCACCAUCCCAGCCGCCCGCCUCCCUUGUGGACGAGCCUGCGGCCGCCCCACCCCCCUCAGCGGGCAAUGAGCUCGCCCUCGUGCCGGCAGGCGACACCGCUGCUGCCAGCGCCGUGGGCGAUCUGCUGGGGGAGCUCUUGUCCCUUGACCCUUCGGCCUCUGCCUCCGCCCCUACUGCUGCUCCUGGUGCCCCCGCUGCCGCUGCAGGCGCUGUGGGGCAGGGUUUGGGAUCCCCUGGUGGGGCAGAGGCAGGCGCCAUGGCGCUCACCCUAUUCGACCAGACUGCUGCUCCCGCUGCCGUGGUGCAGCCCCUGGGCAGUGUGGCGGAGUGGUUCCGCGCGCUGAUGGGCAAGGACAGUGGGGUGCUCUACGAGGACCCACACCUGCAGAUCGGGGUGAAGAGUGAGUGGAAGCCCCCCCACGGCCGCCUCGUGCUGUUCCUGGGCAACAAGGAGACGGCGCCACUCACCGCUCUGCACGCCUCCACACCUCCCACGGCCGGCCUCAGAGUCAUCCUCUCCCCGCUGCCGCAAGUCAUUCCGCCCCGCGCCCAGAUCCAGCUGCCAGUGGAGGCGGCAGCAGUGCUGGUGCCCCGUGACGCCCCGCGUCUGGACCUGGCCUACACGCUCCCCUCGGGCGUGCGCGUGCCGCUGCGCCUGCACCUGCCGGUGGCGCUGAGCAAGGCGCUGCUGCCGGCGUCGCUGUCCUCCACCGACUUCUUUGCGCGCUGGAAGACGCUGUCCGCCCCGCCGCACAAGCAGCAAGUCGUCCUGCGGGGAGUGAAGCCCCUGCCGUUGCCUGCAUUGGCGCAGCUGCUGGCGUCGCUGCACGUCAACCCCCUGCCCAACCUGGACCCCAACCCUAACAACAUAGUGGCGUGCUGCACGCUACACACAGAGACCACCCCACCCACGCUCCUGCUCGCGCGUCUGGAGACGGACCCCACAGACCGCUCUCAGCUGCGCCUCACCUGCGCCUCCUCUGACCCCACUGCCUCCGCUGCCCUCAAGGACUUCAUCUCAGACAACAUCAGCGAGCUGCCGCCUGCCUGGCUGCAGCCGCCCCCAGUUGCCACCCAGCAGCAGCAGGGGGGAGCAGCAAUGCUCGCCCUGCCCUGGUCUGGCGCCCCUGCUGUAUCUUCCCCUCCUGGCCCCACUGCCCCUGCGCCUGCUGCUCCCCAGCAUGCCCCUCAUAUGAUGCUGCCAGGCGCUGCCCCCCCCCCUGCUGCUGGCAUGGCGCCCAUGCCAUAUGGGGGCAUGCCCAUGCAGCCCCCAGGGAUGGGCAUGGGCGGGCCCAUGGGCAUGGGAGGGCCAGGCAUGGCGCCUCCCAUGCAGAUGGGUGGCGGCAUGGGCAUGCCGGGUGCCAUGGGGCCGCCAGGCAUGGGCAUGGGGGGGCAGAUGCCCAUGCACAUGGGGGGGAUGCCAGGAGCCCCGCAGGGAGGAAUGCCCAUGGGAGGAUCGAUGCCCGGUGCCAUGGGCAUGCCUGGUUACAGGCCAGGACCAGGAGGGCCUGGCUCUGGUUCCCUGCUCUAACCACAAGGGCGUCUAUCUGUAGGCUGAAUAAGGUGUAUAAAUGAAGUUUUUGUGCUAGUAACAAUGACGGAUUUUCUGAAGAUGCUUGCCUCGUUUCCCAUGCUAUCACAAGAAGCUUGCUGGUUCUAGAAACCACAAGUUGUGGGGUGUACAGGUAGUGUAUGAUAUAUGCGUUUUGAUAGUAGGACGUA